GGGCCCUGCGGAGGGGACAAAGCUCCUCCUCCUCUGCUGCUCCUCCUCAUCCUCCCCCUCCAGGCCUCCAGCGCGAACUGUGCUCCUCUGGGGCCCCUCCGCCGCUUCCCAACCAUGGUGGCCUGGCGGUCGGCGUUCCUUAUCUGCCUCGCGUUCUCCUUGACCACCCUGGUCCACAGAGGAUAUGGGGAUGUCAGGGAUGAUUCUAAUCCGGAGGAUGCUCGGAAAAAAAAUUCUCCACUGAAGCAGAGAUGGGACUAUGUUAGCACCACAACCAAGAGGCCAGGAGCAACCAGAGCUCCAGUAAAUGCUGCAGGGAUCCCUGCAAUAGAUGAUUUUGACUUAGCUGAUGCCUUGGAUGAUAAAAAUGAUCGAAAUGAUGGCCACAGGAACCCAAGUACAGCAGGAGAAGGAGGUAUUUCAGACAAGGAUCUUGAAGACAUCUUAGGAGGUGGUGCAUACAAGCCUGAUAAAAAUAAAGGUGACGGUGGAUACGGCAGCAGUGACGACCCUGGAUCUGGCAUGUCUGCAGAGACUGGCACCAUCGCAGGAGUGGCCAGCGCCUUGGCCAUGGCCCUGAUUGGGGCAGUGUCCAGCUACAUCUCCUACCAGCAGAAGAAGUUCUGUUUCAGCAUUCAGCAGAAUCUUAAUGCGGACUAUGUGAAGGGGGAGAAUCUGGAAGCCGUUGUGUGUGAGGAGCCCCAAGUGAAAUAUUCAACUCUGCAAACACAAUCUGCACAGCCGCCGCCACCGGAGCUGCCGCGGAUCUGAAGGGAGGCCUGGCUCAGCAGCGCGCAUGCGCGCGCGCCCCAGCUCUUGAUUUCCUUUCUAAGCUUCCCAUGUCAUUGCCUUUUCAUUGUUCUGAGUUUCCUGGACAAGCUUGGGUGUUCUUGAGAGUGAUUUCUGUGCCCUACCCCGGAGGGCAGGGCACUCACUCUGCCACAGGUACCUUGAAGAGACUUGGUGCUGAGACUGGAGACCUGGCUCCAGAUCUCCAGUACUGGAAGCUUCUGAGGCAGCCUGCUCCGGCCUUAGUGUAG
Molecule: messenger RNA, 1040 nt
Organism: Dipodomys ordii (Ord's kangaroo rat)
Lineage: Eukaryota; Metazoa; Chordata; Mammalia; Rodentia; Heteromyidae
Gene: Cd99l2
Product: CD99 molecule-like 2
Exons: 9
Coding region: 115-771 (218 amino acids)
Source: RefSeq, a predicted model, not a curated record